Molecule: messenger RNA, 1440 nt
Organism: Lates calcarifer (barramundi perch)
Lineage: Eukaryota; Metazoa; Chordata; Actinopteri; Centropomidae
Gene: gpx4a
Product: glutathione peroxidase 4a
Exons: 7
Biological process (GO): response to oxidative stress
Molecular function (GO): glutathione peroxidase activity
Source: RefSeq, a predicted model, not a curated record
UAAAACACUAACUCUCUUGUUUUGACAAAUUAUGAUCUUUUGAUAGAACAAUUUUUUUUAGCCUUUAUGUCAGACUGAGAUUUUGGAGGUUAAGUAUGCUUGCAAAUCAUGCCAAUUCACUGAUGUAAUAUUUUGUUUUUCACACUGAUAUUUAGCACAUUACAUAACAGGUUUAUGUAUUUCUUCAGACUGUUGCUCUUUGCCCUGGCCACAUGGAGCUCAACCUCACAUGGCUCAGUUACGUGCUUUUAUAAGGAGUCAACAGUCCUCAUGAGUUUGUGAUAAUAUUGUGAACUGUGGACUACACCACAUGUGCAUUUCUGAUGUGGAUUUUUUAAAUCACCAGCGCAGAGAGACCUAUUGGAGAAUCAGUCUAUCAGUUCUGUUAAUGAUCACCUGCUCCCUUUACAUGAGCACAGUGGGAUGUGUGCAGUCUCUCAGUAGUGGGACUGUGGUUCAACAGUGAGGGUGUAGCAGAAGCCACCACUGAGUGAUUUAGAGAUUAGAUCGCUCUCUGCCUUCAGAGGACCUUACUGAAGGGCAGUCAUGCGCCUCAUUGGGUCCACUGUCCUUUUCUCUGUCCUGCUGCAGGCUAUGUCUGCUCCGACAGAGGACUGGCAGACGGCCACAUCUAUUUAUGACUUCUCGGCAACAGAUAUUGAUGGCAAUGUGGUCUCCCUAGAAAAAUAUAGGGGGAAUGUUGUCAUCAUCACCAAUGUUGCCUCUAAAUGAGGUAAAACCCCAGUAAACUACUCUCAGUUUGCGGAGAUGCACGCCAAGUACGCUGAGAGAGGUUUACGCAUCCUUGCCUUCCCUUCCAACCAGUUUGGGAACCAGGAGCCUGGCAAUGAAUCUCAAAUCAAACAGUUUGCCCAGUCUUACAACGCUCAGUUUGACAUGUUUGCUAAGAUUGAUGUGAACGGGCCCAAUGCUCACCCUCUGUGGAAGUGGAUGAAGGAGCAGCCCAAUGGGAAGGGCUUCCUUGGAAAUAGCAUCAAGUGGAAUUUUACUAAGUUUUUGAUCAAUAGGGAGGGGCAGGUGAUGAAGAGAUACGGACCCAUGGAUGAUCCAAGUGUGGUGGAGAAGGAUCUUCCCCGAUACCUUUAAACCUCCGAUGGAUGACUGAUAUCUCACUUACUUAUUCUCCAUCCACUCUGUUUUUUCACCGUCCCUUCCCCUCUUUUCUCUGCUUCUCUGAGCAUUGGUGGAUAUAGUUUGGAUCUAGCCCAGACCAGUGACGGUCUGUUCACAAACCCGCAUGGCGGACAGGACAGACCUGAUGAAAAUGGCGUGCAAACCUCCUGGGGGGAUUACCAAGCCUCUAUUCAUUAGUUUCUCUGGAGAGAAGGAGAAAAGAUCACUUAAUCCAUCAUUCAAACUUGUAGUAGAUUAAUGUGUACAAUCGUCUCCAUAAUAAAUUGCACUAAGAUUUUGUUUGAA